Messenger RNA from Cylicocyclus nassatus, 3031 nucleotides. Lineage: Eukaryota; Metazoa; Nematoda; Chromadorea; Rhabditida; Strongylidae. The record is from the annotation of a GenBank genome assembly.
CAGUGGAUUUCCUACAAAACUGCAGAAGAACACGGUGGUUUACUCGAAAUUCACCAUAGCUGAGGGGAGAGGGUCGGAAGGCGGUGGUGGUAGAGAGGGCAUCCUGGACGGCAAUAUUGCGACUUCGGCAGUGGGUACGGAGCUUUCGGACGGCCGAGUAGCCCUUGCCGUCACCUCGGGCACCACCACCACGACCAAAGCAGCUCGCGACAGGGACCAGCCGCUCGGUCCCUCCACCCAGAAGCGCAUGGCUGCGCGGGAACGUGUCUUCGGUGGACUAGCGCUAUUCUUCUUUCUAUUGUCACUACUGCUAUUCGUUGGGUUAUUAUAUUUGUACCUCAGCAAUGAUAACGAGGAUAUAUGCAUGUCACCGGGAUGCAUACGAACAGCGUCGGUGAUUUUGUCGUCGAUGAACUCUUCGGUGGAUCCAUGCACGGAUUUCUAUGAGUACGCAUGUGGUCAGUGGAUUCGAGGGCAUCCAAUUCCAGACGAUGCUCCAUCCGUCAGCAACUUUGAAAAUCUCGGCCAAGAUUUGGAGUUUGCCUUGAAGGAGUUGCUCGAGGAAAAAAUAGGCCGAGACGAUCAAAACGAUACGAAGAGCGCCAUAGGCAAAGCAAAGUUCUUCUACAAACUAUGCCUAAAUGAAUCAGAAAUCUUCGACAAUUGGCGAACAACGUUUGAUGAGGUGGUCGCAUCAUUCGGAGGUUGGCCAAGCUUGGGGCAUCGCUUACCGGACAAUAUCUCCCUCGAACAACUGUACGGAAAAAUGGUGGCGAAAUUUCGAGCUGACUCGCUGUUCAAAGCCACUGUCCAACCGGACGAUAAGGACUCGGAGAAGCACGUUUUAUUAAUUGACCAGCCGGCGCUCAACCUAUUUGCCCGAGAUUUCUAUGUUCUAGCGGAGAAUGAAGAGCGCUUAGCGUACUUGCAACUAAUCAGGGACGUGCUAGUUCUACUACAUGCACCUUCGGAGUCAGCCACUCUUGAUGCAGAGGAGAUUAUCGAGUUUGAGACAGCCUUAGCCAAUAUCACAAUGGCUGACGACCAACGACAUGACAUCGCAGAACUUUACACGAAAAUGACUCUUGGAGAGAUGAACCAGCAGCUACCUAACUUUGAUUGGCAGCUCUUUUUCAACGCAGUGUUUCGUGAUAUAACUGACAAGAACGGCAGUAGAAUAUCGUUUGAUGCAAACGCAGAGGUUGUAGUUUACGGAGUGGAUUUUCUUCGACGUUUGGAUAAGUUGUUACCACAGUAUGAGAAAAGAAGAGUCGUCAACUAUCUGGAGUGGUGCUGGUUUUUCAAGACAAUGUUGAGAGACCUGCCUGAUCCAUUUGCACUUACCAUAUUCAAAUUCUACAAAACUCUCAAUUUAAUGAAUGUGCAAAAGGUUCGGUGGCAUGGUUGUGUAACCAGAAUCAACAAUCUCAUGCCAAUGGCCACAUCUUCCAUCUAUGUGAAGAAUCAUUUUGAUCACGAGGCUAAAAAGCAAGUCGAGGAAAUGAUUAGCCUCAUUAUGGAAGCGUUUGUUGAUCUUCUCGUGUCGGAGGAUUGGCUCACUGAGGAAACAAAAGAAUUUGCUAAGCAGAAGGUUCGCACUAUGAAACAGAAGAUAGGCUAUCCAGAUUAUCUGAAUGACCCAGUUGCAGUUGAUCGCGAGUAUCGCUUGUUUGAGGUUUAUGAUCAUCGUUAUUAUAAGACGAAGUUUCAAUUCUACGAACAAUAUCAACGUGAUGUCUUGGAGCGAAUAGCUCAACCCGUGGACCGUGAGAGAUGGGUCGCUGGAGCUGCGCUGGUCAAUGCGUUCUAUAGUCCCAACACCAAUGAAAUAAUAUUCCCAGCCGCUAUUCUUCAGCCUGUAUUCUACAGUAAAGAUUUUCCAUCUCCAAUGAACUUUGGUGGAAUAGGAGUGGUGAUUGGUCACGAAAUUACGCAUGGAUUCGAUGAUAGAGGUCGUUUGUAUGACAAUCUUGGCAAUAUUCGACAGUGGUGGGAUAACGUCACUAUUGCAAAUUUCGAAAAAAAGGCUGAAUGCAUAGAAAAACAGUACUCAGAGUACGUAUUGGAUCAAAUAGCGAUGAAGAUUAAUGGAAGAAGUACCAAAGGAGAAAAUAUCGCGGAUAAUGGAGGCCUUAAACAAGCUUAUAAGGCCUUCAAGAAAUAUCAACAAUCGCAUCGUACCCCUCCACGGCUACCCGGGGUGAAUCUUACACAUGACCAGCUAUUUUUUCUCAACUACGCACAGAUAUGGUGUGGAACGAUGAACGACAAAGAAGCUGUCCGCAAGUUGAGGACGUCUGAGCAUUCCCCUGGCCCAAUAAGGGUGAAAGGUCCUCUAUCAAACAGUGUGGACUUCGCAAAGGCAUUUAGUUGUAAGGAGGGUUCACCGAUGAAUCCAACGCAGAAAUGUAGGCUUGCUACCCCCAAUGUUCAUGCAAUUAAGUUGACGAAGGUACUUAAAGCGAUGUGGUUGAGGAGGGGUGUGGCCUUCGGGCACACUCUCCUCACUCUACAUCUCGCCUUCCUCUUAGUUAUGAUCGCACCGUGGUUUAUUCUGCUGUGUGCUACAUUGGUCACCGUAUCCGGCAGGUUACAGAUGCGUGAUGUACCUGACAUGCAAUGGUUCGAUUCGGUCACGUCGAAGAGGGAUGCUGGCUACUGGAACGACUGCGAGUUCAGCCCAAUGAGUUGCGUUAGAGGGAUUGGUCGGAAAUUCAUGACAACUUCCCAAGUUGUAUUGAUAAGGAAACUAGAUAGACUAUCUAUCAAGGGACAGGAGGGACUGGUCGGAGAUGAGUCUCUUUGUCCUGGAAGUCGCAGCGUUUAUGACAACUUCCCAAGUCGUAUUAAAGAAGGAAACUAUAUGUGACUGAAACAGUUGUCAUAAAAUGGUGGAUGUCCUUUAUAUUGAUUUAUCUAAAGCAUUUGAUAGGGUCUGUCAUGAUAUGCUAGUGAAGAAACUCAAAAUGAUAGGCGUUGAUAACCCGCUGCUCGCAUGGUUUGAUUCGUAUCUGCACAACCGCUAUAUGAC